AUGCUCAAUUUAUCAAGUGGGGAUGAAAAUGAUAAAUCAUGCACUCGAGUUUUCACUCCAUCGGUGUGUAGUGAUGACGCACCAAUACUACCCAAACGUCUGUUACUUCAAAAGCGUCGUUCAACUGUAGCAGAUUUGGCUGUCUCCAAUAAAGGACAAUUACAGCUUAUUUUGGCACUGAAUAAUCCUGAUAAAUAUCCAGCAUUAUGUAAUAAAAUAAAAAUGAAUGCAGCUCGUAGAAAAACAAUAUGUGUAUUAGCCGCAAAUAAUCAACAAUUCGGUGAAGUAUGUUUUCAUUUCUCACUAUACCUUUGACACAAGAUAUUGUAUUGACAGAAAAAAAACAGAAAUCAUAGAGAUACGACUAAAAGCGAUGAUUGCCAAACAAAUCGUGCUAAUUUCAAAGUACUUGAGGAACAGUUAGAACAGUUCCUCUCUUUUUUGAAAUAAUUUUCGGUUUUGAGUGGAACACAGCCUGAUGUAGAAGAAAGUCUGGACUACAAAAUGCGACCAGUCAUAGAGUUCCCCGAUCAUUCUUUGAAAAAGUCUUUUCGGUGUUUGUCCAAAAGUCUAAACAAAUACAAGCAUUUUAAUUUCAUAAACUUUUCUCUCCUUUCUGGUACAUUCAAAAUGUUUUCUUAUGCUUGCUUGAUAGAAGAAAGUGUUAUCUGCACAAUGAGAUGUGGGUGAUUCUUUCGGAAACGUACCACAUUUACAUCUACUUUAUCCGGAUUGUUCGAGAGUAACAGGACUAGUACAACUUGAGCUCCUGAUGACGAAUAUCACGUUUAAAAGAUUCUAAA
Didymodactylos carnosus is the source of this 803-nucleotide messenger RNA. The record is from the annotation of a GenBank genome assembly. NCBI's taxonomy places the organism in Eukaryota, Metazoa, Rotifera, Eurotatoria, Philodinida, Philodinidae.